CCUCAACAGAGCACGAGAGGAGGUGAGUUCCCGACGGCCAGACACCGUCAAUUGAGUGUGGCGACUCUGCUCGUAGCCAGAUAUGCGAUGGAUGUCUACCAGGAGCUCCAAGGAUCUACAAUAGUACCAGGGUGUCUUCCCCCACCCUCGAUCUCGAUUGUCCCGGCGCUAUCUCCGAACCCUGCAGUUUCGCAGCGGACGAUACCGCGCAAAUCAAUUUCAUCCAUCGGAGCCCUUUUCGGGGGAUCGAUGACAUUUGACUACUUUGGGGCGCGGAAGAGCAAGCGUUUCAAUAGUUUUAGCGAGAUAGAACGAAUUCGAAAUGAAAGGCCAACCGCUCUACUCUCUUCGCUCAUCAAAACACUGAAGGCAAACCACGUCCCUGGUCCAAUUCUAGUUCGGGCCGAGUCUGAAUUUACUCUAACCUUAGGAAGUGGAGCACAAUUUGAGGUGGCGGGCAUCGCCCCUGUCCUUGUCAGUACACUCACCAGGGAAGGGCUGGAGAAAGUCGGAGAGAGCCUCGAAGUCCUCGCGAUCAAGAAGCCAAAGCUUGCAAGCUGUUUGCUUACCCCGUCGGCAGACAAAUCGCUUGACCAUCAGGUCCGGGCAAUCCACCGGGAAAUCAGCGCGUUAUCUCAUAAAGGGUUCGAGGAACAUCCGAACAUUGUGAGGCUGCUGGGCUGGGGCCUCUGUCUGGACACCCUCGAGAACGACUUCACUGAUGCACCGAUUAUCCCCUUGCUCAUACUGGAACGGGCAGAGUACAAUUUGCAGCAGUUCCUUUUUCACCGUAGAGGCGAAAUCCUUCCGUUGAACUCUGAUCGACGCUAUGAAUUAUGUCGAGAUAUUUGUCAUGGAAUUGGGGAGGGACUGGGCGUGCUGCACGCUGAAGGCAUCGCGCACGGAGACCUGAAGCUGGAAAACAUCUUGCUGUUUGAUACCCCAGCCGGAUGGUUGCCCAAGCUCUGUGAUUUUGGUCUAUCAACCGAGCUCGGUGACAUGAGCCUGAAUGUACGCUACUAUGGAACACAUGGAUGGCGCGCACCGGAGGUUCUGAAGCAGGACCGAAAGCCCAUACGCGUUCAAUCCCUCAAGAUGUGCGACAUUUUCGCCUACGGGUUGGUGGUUCGAUGUGUCUUCACGAUCCUCCCAAGUGCGCCACUCUCGGCUGAGGAUGAAAAUGGAGCUUCAAAUAUCUUUCUUCUAUCUGCCAGAGCUGUCCACCACAAUGCGAAAGGGUGGCUUCCCAUGGAUAGACUCGCGCUGGUCCUAAUUUGUCUACACAAGUCACUGCAAAAGCGGCCAUAUCUCCGUAGCCACAAGCCCUGGCAGGUAUUUGAUAGAACAUAUGCGGAUGGACGCUUACGUCGGAUGGUGGAGACAAGUGUAGCUUCGAAAUGCCUUCGGAUAGGCCUCCAUUGGCUAGGAAAGGUUAAAAAAGCUCUCUGGAGGAAUUUCCUUGGUCUCUAUCAUCGAACGAAGAUGAUUGCUGGCUACCUCUGGGUCGUGCUGACAGGGAGAUUAUUUCAAGUCAUCGCGGUAGCCUGCGAUCGACCCAAGCAGGUACUUUCGAACCUGGCAAGACGCAUAGAUCUCCUUCUUCUCCCCCACGUGCGUCAGGAGCGGCAAAUAGUAUAUCUGUCUGUUCUGCAUCAAUAUAGGCAAAUACUAAACUUACCGUCCGAUCCGGAUUCUAUCAAUUCUUUCAUCCACCCCGAUGGACGCUGUCUCCCGUUGGAAACCUUCUAUGACGACCUGCUUCACACAUCGGCUCGAUGUCGCUCGUUCUCCCGCCUACUGGACCACGGUGACUGGGGCGUUGAUCCUCAAGCCAUGUAUCGACUGUACGCUCUUGCCCGGCUUCGCAGUCGAAUGCAGGGGUGCUGUUGGGCGCGUGUUGCAAACGCUCAAGCGCCUUACAUCACAAUCCUAGAAGAUGUCAUACGGGGACCGCACGAAUUACGUACGCUCGCCUGGCUCGCUAGAGGUGAGGUCGGCCUUCGUGAACUCGGUGAACUAAAACAUAAGGAGGAUUCAGGUCAACAGCCAUGGCGGUGUCUAUAUAGUGGACUGCAUGAUGGGGGAUGUGAGUUUCAAUCGGUGGAGGAUCACCGAGGGUCUCUGCAGCCAGCUACUGAAUCAUCUUGGGUGUGCAGCCAUUCAAGGCUCAAUCAUACCGGAUGCUCUUAUGUGAAAUCUAGCAGGUGUAACCGUAAAACAAGGCAUUCACAGUAUCAGCACUUUGCCCACCGGCUCACGGUUCAGGAGAGAAUUGACCGAUUCCUUCUACUGCUGCAGAUGGGUUAUUCAUUCGGUCAACGACCGUGUGCCACGGAACCAACUAUCUUCUGUAAAUUCUUGCAAGCCUUCAAACACCAAACCGCUAAUGAGACGAUGGACUGGUCUACUGUCAUGUUCCGGCCAAAACCACAGCCCACGAAGGCACUGCUAGAGAUGAUCCGAUGCUUUUAUGGGAUUGCUCGGUCGGAGAGUACCAGUGAUGAGGCUCGGUAUUUUCUAACGGGGCAGCUCCCGGAGCAUGCUGAUAUCAGCCAAGGAACAGAAUUCUCGACUACCGCUCUCCACGAAGCUGUUCGAGCGUGUUACUACCCGGCUGUAGAAGCUCUCCUACGGUCUAGGUUUGUGACGAACGCGCGGGACCGAAACAACAAGACUGCCUUCCAAAUCGCUCUCGAGUGUCGCCAGCAGAAUCUAGCUGACGACGAUUGGCUUCAAAUAGAGCGGAUCAUCGCUCUACUGCAACAGAAUCAGCCAAUAAACCAGCCACUUACCUUUGCGCGACCUCCGCACCUCAAGUUUGGCUUGCCCCUUGGAUGGCGGCAACUCUAUUACAGCCCCCAAUCCACUAUAUACCAGGAAGCGUAUACAUGCUCCAUCACACUACGCCGUCCUCGGUUCGGACUCUUCGAUGACAGGAGGCUCGCUCUGGGACACCGACAGCUGGCAGUCCAGGGCCAGACCUACUAUUUAGACCUUGUUCACUUCCUGACUGCCGAUAUGGCCGAUAACGAGCUUAAUGAGGACUAUGGAUCACCAAAGUUCCUGGAUCGCUGGUUUACCACCGACGUGGCACAGGCGAAGACCUUGGUGCUCAUGAGAUAUAGGCCCCGUAUCUCUUGGCUUUUACCUACCACCUCUCCCUUCUCGUAUCUCACUAAGCUCGUUGCUCGGCUAAAGCGUUAUAUCCGGUCGAACCCGAGCCCCAUUCCUCCUGAACGGAAGAUGGCUACUUCCCACGGAACUUGUACAGAUUCCUUCUUCUCAGAGCUCACAAAAAAUAUCAUCCAGACAUCAAGGCUGGGCCUGACAGGUGCUUGGCCGCAGUACUCUGUUCCGAUGCCCCAGAGCCCGGACUCGAUCGAUCAUAACAGUAUGGUAUACCCACACCGGCCGGACCAAGAACUACAGAGCGCCGAUAAUUUGCACGCCGAGCAUAACCAUGGUGCGUUCGUGUUAUCCGACUUGGAAUGGCGCACCGUUCCAGCCACCAGUCUCUCGAGGCACGCCUCUCACGAGGGUAACUCCGUGUCACAGACUAGCGACAAUCUAGCAGCUGAUGAAGACGACGAGAUUCUUAUCUCAUUUUCACGUCUGUUUGGUGGGAGAAAGCGUCCAAAGCCUGGCGGAAGACGGCGUCAAGAGAAGUCUAGGAUGAAUCUACAUGCAAUCCGCGCCGGCCCAGCACCACAGGAAGACAUAGUGGCCUGGUAUCCUGGGAUGGCUCAGAAGGGAGCUGUACUUGUACCAGUUUGCCAGGAGAUAGCUGUACACCUGAUUAGUCCAUGUGGUGAGCCUUGAGCCAUAAUGCGUAAAGAACUCAGGGUCGGGGUCGGGGUCGAUUUCUCUGCUUGUUCAUUGGCCAGUCAGUCCCACUCGACAGUCCCCACGCUCCCGCGCCAGCAAUUCCCACAGCCACCUUCAUUGUUUUCUGUGAUUCUAUGCUGAGCUUCUUCAACCCAAGCUUUGUUUAUCCGAUCUGUUUAAUUGUGGUUACAGUUUUGCUUGUUUCUGCUUACAAAGCCCUAUUCAUUUCCCCGCGUAACCUCCUUCCCCUGCGUCUCAUUAACACGAAUGGACCACAAGUGAGAUAUAGAGAACUAGGCCAGGGUAAUAAACAACGCAGCAAUAUCAAUGAACACGUUGUCAGAGGUAUCUACUCUGCAGAGUAGAAGAUCUGUCAACGAGGUAAGGAUACGUAGGCUAAAGGAGAAAGAAAGAUCAAAGGCAGGC
This is a messenger RNA of Aspergillus alliaceus, 4251 nucleotides long. RefSeq lists its product as uncharacterized. Gene Ontology annotation, biological process: protein phosphorylation. Bases 88 to 3819 code for a protein of 1243 amino acids. Lineage: Eukaryota; Fungi; Ascomycota; Eurotiomycetes; Eurotiales; Aspergillaceae. The transcript has a single exon. The record is from RefSeq and is a predicted model, not a curated record. Gene Ontology annotation, molecular function: protein kinase activity; ATP binding.